CUAGCACAGGAAAUUGCAAUAAUAGAUCUUUAGAUCCAUAUAUUAUAUGCGCAUUACAUGCAUGUAUGUUAAUCUACCAUAACUUUUUUCAUUAAUAGCUACAUUGUUACUACUACAGGAUUCAACUUUCUGUCUUGCCAGUUCUACUGCCUGAGUGCCUGUACUUUAAUCUGUAUUGCUCAUCUUCUAAUUCUGUUUGUGUUACUGGAACCAGCUCUUGAAGCAUGAUAUGGAUUCUUCUGAAUGUGUAGCCCUCUUAUUUAUACUGUUAGCAGCUCAAGAAUCAUUAGGAAAGUGUCUGUCAGAGGAUUCUACAGUUGUGCCUCUGGCAACAACCAUUACGGAGCAUGCACUUUUCUCCUCAUCCUCCUCAGUCCAAUUUAUCACUUCUUCCUCACUAUAUUUGCUAUCCUCAUUUGCUCCUAAUCCAACUCUUCUACCAAUUUCAGAUGGUGUGGUUGUUGUUUUCAAAGGGUCCAAUGCAAGCACUUUUGAUGUUGAAAACUUCAAAAACAUUACAGCAAAAGCUAUUAACAGCUAUUGUAGUGUUAACUGCAGAAAAAAUACGAGAGGUUUGAUAGUACCUGAUAAUAUUGUCAUUACCGAAAUCACUGAAACAAUUAAUGGAUUAAUGGUAAUAUUCUAUGUCAGUAGUCAAUAUGGGGCUCUUGUUGAUGCUAGUAUUGUGACAACAGCAGUAAAAGCAGCUGAAUCACAGUAUAAUGAUGCUGGAAUUUCUAUUACCAGUAUUACACCACUUGAUCCACCAUCAAAUACCGCAACAACUGAUGUUUCACUAGCUCCUGCAGAUGAAGAAUUGUCUGCUGGGCAAAUAGCAGGAAUAGUGACAGGAAUUGUAACAGGAGUCUUGACAAUAAUAAUAAUACUAAUAAUACUUAUUGCCCUAAUGAACUACCUGAAUACCAGUUCCUGUCAAAAUAUUUAUACCAAGAAGACAAGAAAUGGCAUUGUUCAGAAUAUUUAUCACAACAGCACUGGCUCUGUCAUUUCCAGCAUAUGAUAUACAGAUGGCUUUCAGUUAUAUGAAAGAGAAAAACAUGUAAUGAAAUGCUUCAU
Amphimedon queenslandica is the source of this 1077-nucleotide messenger RNA. RefSeq lists its product as uncharacterized. The transcript has 9 exons. The record is from RefSeq and is a predicted model, not a curated record. Bases 230 to 1021 code for a protein of 263 amino acids. Lineage: Eukaryota; Metazoa; Porifera; Demospongiae; Haplosclerida; Niphatidae.